CCGAACCUCGAAGGACCAGGACGCUUUUCUGCACAUGCGCAGGAGGUUCAAUGACAGUCGAACGUUGGCUAAGGCUGCGGGGAAAGGGUCUGGCCAUGCUGCAUGUGACCCGAGGGGUCUGGGGAUCCAGGGUCCGAGUACGGCCCCUGUUGCCCGCGCUCCUCGGCCACCCCCGGGCCCUGUCAUCGCUGGAGGCCAAGAUGGGGGAGUACCGCAAGAUGUGGAACCCCACGGAGCCCCGCGACUGGGCCCAGCAGUACCGCGAGCGGUUCAUCCCGUUCUCCAAAGAGCAGCUGCUCCGCCUCCUGAUAAAGGAGUUCCAUUCCAGUCCUGCAGAGAAGGCGGCUUUGGAGGACUUCGUGACCCACGUGAACUUUUGCACCUUGUUCCACUACCAUCACAUCCUGGCCCAGCUGCAGGUGAGGACAGGGUCCCUCUGGCCCUCUCCUCUUUGCUUCGACGAGGGGCAACAUCGGCCCCUCUGUGCCAGGCUCAUCAACUCCUUCCUGCAGAACCAAGGAGCAGCUGCCACCAGCCCCAUUUGCAGAAGCAGAAACUGUAGCUCCAAGAGGGCCCAGAUGUGCCCAAG
Molecule: messenger RNA, 589 nt
Organism: Physeter macrocephalus (sperm whale)
Lineage: Eukaryota; Metazoa; Chordata; Mammalia; Artiodactyla; Physeteridae
Product: transmembrane protein 143-like
Exons: 4
Source: RefSeq, a predicted model, not a curated record